Messenger RNA from Daucus carota subsp. sativus, 2009 nucleotides. RefSeq names its product ethanolamine-phosphate cytidylyltransferase. The record is from RefSeq and is a predicted model, not a curated record. Gene Ontology annotation, biological process: phosphatidylethanolamine biosynthetic process. Gene Ontology annotation, cellular component: cytoplasm. The coding region runs from base 304 to 1593 and encodes 429 amino acids. NCBI's taxonomy places the organism in Eukaryota, Viridiplantae, Streptophyta, Magnoliopsida, Apiales, Apiaceae. Gene Ontology annotation, molecular function: ethanolamine-phosphate cytidylyltransferase activity. The transcript is spliced from 10 exons.
GGGCGAGAGGGAGUCCUCCUUUGUGGUGCAUUGAGAGGCAGAAGAAGACACACCUGUACAUAUCACAUACAACUAAUUAAUACGUGUGUAUAAUGUGUAUGCAUAAACAACCCAACAAGCUUCAAAUUGUCUGAAAUCAUUUACACAGAGCAAACGAGAGAGACGAGACCCAGAGAGAAAGAGGAGACACCAACACCAACACAAAAGGGUUUGUGUCUCUUCUGAACCCCCCCCCCCCCCCCCCCCCCCCCCCUCAAUUUUCUUAGUCGGGGACUCUGAAGAAGAACAAGAGAGGGUGGACAUAUGGAUUUCGACGGCGUCAAUUCGAUUUGGGAUGGGGUAUACUAUCACCCUCACCUAUUUGGUGGUUUAAUGCUCACUGCCGCUUUACUUGGCUUGUCCACAAGCUAUCUUGCUGGGAUCAGUGUUCCACAAUUGCCAUACGUGUUCCCUGAUUUACGACUUUUUCAGAAGAAGAAAUAUCAGAAAAGACGUGUUCGCGUUUACAUGGAUGGCUGUUUUGAUCUCAUGCAUUAUGGCCACGCAAAUGCAUUGAGACAAGCAAAAGCAUUGGGCGAUGAAUUGGUGGUUGGUGUUGUUAGCGACGAGCAAAUCGUAGCAAACAAAGGCCCCCCUGUUCUAUCUAUGGAAGAAAGGCUCACUCUUGUAAGUGGAUUAAAGUGGGUAGACGAAGUUAUAGCAGAUGCUCCAUACGAGAUUACCGAAGAGUUCAUGAAACGUCUCUUCAAUGAUCAUAAAAUUGACUAUAUUAUACAUGGUGAUGAUCCUUGCCUACUUCCUGAUGGAACCGAUGCUUAUGCACUUGCAAAAAGUGCUGGCCGUUACAAGCAAAUCAAACGCACUGAAGGUGUCUCAAGCACAGACAUUGUAGGAAGGAUACUUGCUUCUCAUAAGGAUUCAAAAAGUUCUCAAGAUGACAAUAUAUCAUCUCAGCACACUGAAACUGAUAAUAUGAACAAACUCGAGAACGAUAAGAAAGUUGCUAACAGUCAGCAAAUGUCUCAUUUUCUGCCGACAUCUAGAAGAAUUGUUCAAUUUUCAAAUGGCAAGGGACCUGGACCGAAUGCUCGCGUGGUUUACAUUGAUGGUGCAUUUGAUCUUUUUCAUGCUGGACAUGUCGAGAUUCUUAAGAAUGCUCGGAAACUUGGGGAUUUUCUACUCGUCGGAAUCUAUGCGGAUCAGACUAUCAGCGAGCACAGGGGAAGUCAUUUUCCCCUUAUGCAUCUACAUGAACGCAGUCUUAGUGUACUAGCCUGUCGUCAUGUGGAUGAAGUCAUUAUUGGUGCACCUUGGGAAGUUACGAAGGACAUGAUAACAACAUUCAACAUAUCUAUGGUUGUACAUGGAACAGUUUCUGAGAAAAACUCUACCCUGAAUGGUGCAGUAGAUCCCUAUGCGGUUCCCAAAAGCAUGGGAAUUUUCCGGAUGAUUGAGAGCCCGAAAGAUAUUACUACCACUUCAGUAGCUCAACGAAUCGUAGUUAAUCAUGAAAUUUACCAGAAACGCAAUGCCAAGAAGGAAGCAAGCGAGAAAAAAUAUUAUGCACAGAAGACAUAUAUCACUGGGGAUUGAGAAAAACCACCAAGAAGUUCCCCUCCUGAACUAGCUUUUUCAGAUUUGCUAUUCCCUACCUUUAGUUGAAACUCACAAACAACCAUGUCAAAUUCUGGAUAAGAAGAUGCAAGAAAAUAGGUGAUGUAGAAGGAUGUCCUAUACAGUGUGUUAGUGGUAGCAUUUUAGAUAAUUUUGUUGUAAUUCUCCUAUGAUUCCAUUGGCACAAUGGGUAAAGUCUACCAGCACACCACACACAUGGUUCAUUUUGUAAAGUAAUUUAAUUCUUGAAUAAUUCUUUUGUUUAUCUAGGGGCUUGAGCUCCUCUCUAUGUUUACCUGGGGGCUUUAGCUCCUGCUUUGUUCAAGUGUAACGGAGAAUGGCCGACUUAGUCGGCCUUGAAAAAUUUGAGAUAAAAUUGUGACCGGAUAUAAGUA